This is a messenger RNA of Malaya genurostris, 2128 nucleotides long. It is a transcript of the gene Sans, whose product is annotated as pre-mRNA splicing regulator USH1G. The record is from RefSeq and is a predicted model, not a curated record. The coding region runs from base 567 to 2018 and encodes 483 amino acids. Gene Ontology annotation, molecular function: protein binding. NCBI's taxonomy places the organism in Eukaryota, Metazoa, Arthropoda, Insecta, Diptera, Culicidae. The transcript has 8 exons.
GUUCCAUCGUGUUUUGUCACAGCCUACUUCUGCUUGUAUUGUGUUUAAUGUUUUUCUUUCACAAACUCGUGCAGUUCCCCCUAUCUAUCCAAGUGCCACGAAAGCCGCAUGAUUUCCCAACCAUGCGAACAACACUUUUUACAGUAACUCUAAAAGCUACUUUUGUUUGGAUUUUCUCGGCCCCGCUUUUUUUCUCUCCACAUUUUCGCAAAGUGAAACCUACAUCUUCUAGCGGUGCAUUCAGUUUUGAUUUGCCUAUACAGGGUUACGAUUCAGCUCAUUUCACACGUACAGAUGCGUACACACGCCCGCAUAUCUUAAUCAUGCAACGAAAUCACGAAAGAAAGUGAUAUCGGAAGGAACUCUGGCUGUUCCGACAUCAAAGAGCUCUCAAGCAUCUCAACUCAAUGAUUCUGCGCUAGUGAUGAAGAUGAAUGAGUGAAACCUCGUGUAAUAGUCGAUUCAGUGUUUAGAGUGAAAAAUAGAUAACUGAUUGUAUGCGGACGGUAAACUGAACAUUGCGCCUCAAUGAAUACGGAAACGGCAAGCUAGCAGAUAACGAAACAAUGUCAUCGGAUAGAAUACACAGGGCGGCCAAGGACGGCUUGCUCGAUGUCCUGAAAGAAGCCACCCGUUCGGAAGUGAAUUCCAAGGAUGUGGACGGUAUGACGCCGGUGCUAUGGGCAGCUUUCGAGGGACGCUUAGAGGCUCUCAAAUUACUAGUCGGACGAGGAGGGGAUCCCGAUAAAUCGGAUCAAUUUGGUAAUACCGCAUUACAUCUAGCUUCCGCCAAAGGGCACAUGCAGUGCGUUGAUUUCCUAGUUCAAUUUGGGGCAAACUUGUAUGCGCUGGAUAUCGAUAAACACAGUGCGAAGGAUUUAGCAGCCAUUAACAAUCGUGAUAACAUCCUACGCUAUCUGGAUAUGGCUGCGGCUAAUCUGGAGACUACGGAUAAGAAAAAAGUUCGAGACCUGAAAGAACAAGCAAGGAAAAAGUCCGAAAAACAAGCGCGGGAGUUCGCCAAACGGCAGCAAAAAAUCGAGCAAGGUGUGGAAGAUAACAGUCGAGUUCGACCGCACAGGCCGUCCAACGUGCUUCAGCUGCUGAAACAUAAAAUUUGGUCCGGGAGUCAGGGCAAUUUGAAAAAUCCUCAAAAAGACACCAAUCAAAACUCUACCAAAUUUAGUGCACUAGUCGGUGGAACAGUGACUGGAGCAAGAGGUGCUGUGAAGAAACGUGCAGAAGCUACAAAGCUUAAACAGCAAUUAGGAAAUGGAGGAUUCAAAAUCGGCGAAGUUGAACCAACGGGGAAACGUAGUAUUCGAUCAAUUCAGGGACUACAGAGAGAUUCGGAGAUUUUGUACGUGGGAACUUAUAGCUCCGACGAUAAUAGCAAAAGAGGUCAACUAAAGGACGUGUUUGAUGUUGACUCAAAUGGCUACGAAGAAGUGGAUGACGAUGAUAGUGAAAACGGUUGUUCUACUGUGAACAAGUUUAACACUAUAUCUAGGUCUGUGAGUCAACCAGACUUUUUGGCUAAUCUAAACGACGAUCUUACAAACGACGUGCUGUUGCAAAAUCGACCCAGUAUUUUCAACAGACCCUCAGGAAAUUUAGCUAUGACCCGAUCAGUGUCAACCGUACUAGCAAAUUUGGGUAAUGGACAUUCGGCCAACGAAUCCUCAGACGGAUCCAUGAAAGCGAAACAAAAACUGGGUCCUAUCAAACCACGCUCGCAAUUGAUUAUCUCAGAUUCUGAUAGUGACCAUGAUAGCACCGAUAACGAGGAAAAUGAUUCGUUGGCAGUGUUGCGAUUUCUGUCAGCAUUCAAACUCGAAGACUACUAUCCAACAUUCCAGAAACAUGAGAUCGACAUGGAAACAUUAAUGCUACUAACCGAGGGAGACAUAAAAUCACUGGGCUUGCCAAUCGGUCCGCACAGACGGUUGUGUAACGCCAUCCAGGAACGAAAAGAAGCCCUUGCCAGUCCGGGAACUAUAACAGAUAGUCGGCUAUGAGCGAAACAUUGUUGUGAUUGCAUUUUAAAAAUCAGGCUAAAUUACGAAAAUGAGCUAGCAACUGUGUAAAUAGCAAAUUAAAUUAUUAAACAAAGUAUUAAAAUCGUCAA